Juglans regia (Persian walnut) is the source of this 816-nucleotide messenger RNA. RefSeq lists its product as uncharacterized. The record is from RefSeq and is a predicted model, not a curated record. Gene Ontology annotation, cellular component: nucleus. Bases 102 to 503 code for a protein of 133 amino acids. Gene Ontology annotation, molecular function: RNA binding. The transcript is spliced from 5 exons. NCBI's taxonomy places the organism in Eukaryota, Viridiplantae, Streptophyta, Magnoliopsida, Fagales, Juglandaceae.
UCCCACCCCCUACUUUUCCGAUCUAACGCUGAACUUCAGACGUUAAUCAAUCGAGAAGAAAAGAAGAAAGAAAAUUACUACAUUGAGACAAGAGAAACGCAAUGACCACAGUCGCGGUAUCUGCACCCAUUGAGCCCCAGAAAAAGAACAGAAUUCAGGUCUCCAACACCAAGAAACCACUCUUCUUCUACGUCAAUCUCGCCAAGAGGUACAUACAACAACACAAUGAGGUUGAGCUUUCUGCCUUGGGGAUGGCAAUUACUACAGUUGUCACAAUUGCUGAAAUUUUGAAGAAUAAUGGACUGGCUACUCAGAAGAAAGUUUGUACAUCCACAAUUGGGAUGAAAGAUGAGAACAAAGGUCGUCUGAUUCAAAAGGCCAAGAUUGAGAUUGUUCUGGGAAAGUCUGAGAAAUUUGACUCUCUGAUGACUGCUGCUACAACUACACCGGAUGCCGCUGCUACAACUGCACCAGAGGCAUCAACUGAGGAUCACAAGGAAUGACAACUUAGUCAUAGAGUCAUGACAACUCCCUUUGUUGUACUUUUGACAUGAUUCACUUUUAUAAUACUCGUUUGUAGAGAUAAAUAGCAGAUAGAUACCUUCUUUAAAUGGUCCUUUCUAGUAAGGAAUUGUCACUUCAAUCAAGCAAGUGGCUUUACAAGGCAGUUGCAGUUGUAUGCUUUUGUUUUUGCCCUUAUCCUUUACCCAUAUAGUUGUAGAAAUGAUCUCUGUCAAUAAACUUCUUCUCUCCAGAGCUAUAUUCAGCUUCCAAUUCUACAACUAAUUAAAACUAUCUAUCGACUCUUGGGGCUCA